Molecule: messenger RNA, 1479 nt
Organism: Penicillium pulvis
Lineage: Eukaryota; Fungi; Ascomycota; Eurotiomycetes; Eurotiales; Aspergillaceae
Product: putative FAD dependent oxidoreductase
Exons: 5
Coding region: 1-1479 (492 amino acids)
Molecular function (GO): flavin adenine dinucleotide binding; N,N-dimethylaniline monooxygenase activity; NADP binding
Source: RefSeq, a predicted model, not a curated record
AUGGUCGACAGUUCUAUCCAAAGUGUAGCCGUUAUCGGAGCCGGUAUUUCGGGGGUUGUUAGUGCCGCCUAUCUACUGGCAGCCGGAAAAGAGGUAAUGGUCUUUGAAAGAAGCCAAGCAGCAGGCGGAGUAUGGCUCUAUGAUAAGCGAGUGCCGAUUGAAGCCCAAUAUCCAUCAAUCAAGCCACUUGAUGUGGAGCAGUACGUCAAAGAUGGUCGCGAGGGGAAAGAAAGGCAGGAUUUACUGCAUGCACCACCAGGUCCUUGUUAUGAAAAUUUGACAAACAACGUAUCAACGCCAUUGCUGCGCACCAAGCUAAAUGCCUGGCCGCAAGGAACUCCGCAUUAUGUCAAGCAUAGCGUCUUGAAAGACUACAUUCAAGAUACUUCCUAUAAAUCAGGCGUCUGUGAUGUGACCAUUUAUGGCGCCCUGGUCACCAAGGUAUACAAGCAGGAGCAAAAGUGGCAUGUUGAUUGGACUUUAUUGAAGGAAGAUUGUGAAACGGGGAGAAUGGUUGAAAGUCGCAAGUCGCUGACAUUUGACGCCGUUGUUGUUGCAUCAGGCCAUUACCACACCCCUCUCGUCCCAGAUAUCCCGGGCCUUUCCCACGCGAAAGAAAGAUGGCCAAUGAAGAUUACUCAUUCAAAGUCAUUCCGAAACGCCGAUGGGUUUGAAGGAAAGAAUGUACUUCUAAUAGGAGGUGGGGUUUCUUCAAUGGAUAUUGCUCGAGAGAUCAGUCCUGUCUCCCAAGCCAUCUAUCAAAGUACCCGAGGUGGCGUAUUUGACAUCCCCGCUGUUGCACUCCCCGAAAAUGCCUCAAGAAUCGAGGAGGUCACAUAUUUCGAGAUGAACGAGUCCCCAUAUCACUCCAAUGAGCAUUUACCGAUGAUUGUGCACUUGAAGUCUGGUCGAAUCCUGCACAAUAUUGAUAGAAUUGUCCUCUGCACGGGCUACCAGAUGGCCUUCCCAUUCCUUCCCCAGUAUAACAACAGCUCUGUGCCUGUGACAGAAGCAGACGACUCUACACUUGUCACAGAUGGCACACAGAUCCAUAAUUUGCAUCGCGACAUCUUUUACAUCCCCGAUCCGACCUUGGUAUUCGUGGGCAUUCCUUUCUAUACUGCUACAUUUACGUUAUUUGAAUUCCAAGCUAUCGCCGUCGCGGAGGUUUUCUCAGGAAAUGCACAGCUACCGCCAGCCAAGGAGAUGAAAAAAGAGUACCUGGAAAGAAUUCGCAUAAAGGGAUAUAGGCGAAACUUUCAUUCGCUGAAGGGUGAAGAAGACGCUUAUGUGAGCCAACUUCUCGAUUGGGUGAAUGGCGAUAGAGCCAAACGAAAUUUGAUACCGAUAGAAGGACAUACUGGCUCUUGGAUGGAGGCAAAGCAGGAACAAGUCGAGCGAUUGAGUCAACUCUUCCAAGGGACCCUGAAGAUAUACAAUCCCGGAAUUGGCGCUCAGGGGGUGCAAGUGUCAGCAUAG